Cheilinus undulatus (humphead wrasse) is the source of this 5163-nucleotide messenger RNA. It is a transcript of the gene furinb, whose product is annotated as furin (paired basic amino acid cleaving enzyme) b. The transcript is spliced from 17 exons. The record is from RefSeq and is a predicted model, not a curated record. Gene Ontology annotation, biological process: peptide hormone processing. Gene Ontology annotation, molecular function: serine-type endopeptidase activity. Lineage: Eukaryota; Metazoa; Chordata; Actinopteri; Labriformes; Labridae. Gene Ontology annotation, cellular component: Golgi membrane; trans-Golgi network. Bases 885 to 3404 code for a protein of 839 amino acids.
CCGUUAUAGUGUAAAGGCACGUAGCCCUUUAUUUCCCCUUCUGUUUCUUGCCCUGUACUUUCUUUGCGAGUUUGACUCCAUAGCACACUCCCGAAAAGACACAAGAAUGAACUGAAACUGAAAGAAGAAACCGAGAAAUAAUUAUAUGGGCGCGACGGUUGAAGUUAACUGGCAUAAUAUAACCAUGAUAUCGCUGAUGGCAAGUUGGGGGCGGAUUCAACGCAAGACGUGAUAGUUAGAUUCGGCGCUUUUGGAGGAGGAUGGCAGUGUGCGGGUAACAUUAUUUAUUCGCCUCUUGGACCAAGAAGAGGACGUAGAACGUCAGGUUAAAUGUUAAGUUGCAAGUCGAACCGCAGGAGAAAGGGGAGUCUCCGCCCGCCCGCCCGGAGGACAGUGGAAGAGGAUGAGGAGGCAUGACGUCUCGGUUCUUGUUGGCAUCUUCAUUGUUGUAGAAGCAUCCAAGAGUUAGUUGGAUGUGUUCAAAGCAGGGAGGGCAGCCGUGGCAGAGUGGGUGGGAACAAUGGGAGUAUUUGCUGAAAGCGUGACGGCUGUUUCACCAUAAAGACUUUGCCAGCGCUGCCGACAGUCCUCACCAGUCUUCCCAGUCAGGCAAACCCAUCACUGGUGUAGACAACGGGCUUUCUAGGUGGUGGACCUAAUUUGCCAUAGGAAACAUGGCUUAGCCUGAUAACGGUUAAGCUUUCGCCGCUUCAUUUCUGAAGUUUAUUGCUGGGCUCUGAAAAAAAUUGAACACCAACUAAAAGCAUCUUGCAGUAAUGUUAACUACAGGUCACUGUUCCACUUUGCUGCUGUGAGGUAGAGCAGUACCGCUCUGCACUGGGAAGACGGACAGUUAGACCACCCAGUGAAGCGUUCUCCUUUUCAUGGAUGCCAGGGUGGUCCUGCUGCACUUAUGGGCAGUCCUUGUCCUUCUGACAGCAGAGCUGAAGUGGACUGAUGCUGCCGAGCACUACACCAAUGCUUGGGCUGUCCAGAUUGAGGGAGGGCCCGAGGAGGCAGACCGCAUCGCCAGAGAGCAUGGAUUUAUCAACCACGGCAAUGUUUUUGGAGAUUAUUAUCACUUCAGGCAUCAUGCAGUGGAGAAGAGGGCUUUGUCCAGCCACAGGGGUAUGCACAUCAGACUGCAAAGAGAACCACAGGUCCUGUGGGUGGAGCAGCAGGUGGUGAAAAAGAGGAAGAAGAGAGAUAUCUACGAAGACCCAACAGACCCUGAUUUUCCUAAGCAGUGGUACCUGUCCACACCAACACAUCAAGACUUGAAUACCAAGGAAGCUUGGGCUCUAGGUUACACGGGCAGAGGUGUAGUGGUGACAAUCCUGGAUGACGGCAUCGAGAAAGACCAUCCUGACCUCAUCACCAAUUAUGACCCUGAGGCCAGCUACGACGUUAAUGAUGGAGAUGCAGACCCCCAGCCAAGAUACACACAGCGUAAUGAGAACAGACAUGGGACUCGAUGUGCAGGAGAAGUUGCUGCUGCAGCCAACAACGGUGUGUGCGGUGUGGGUGUGGCUUAUAAUGCUAGAAUUGGAGGAGUUCGGAUGUUGGAUGGGGAGGUGACAGACGUGGUGGAGGCUCACUCACUCAGCCUAAACUCUCAGCACAUCCAUAUUUACAGUGCCAGCUGGGGCCCAGAGGACGACGGCAAGUCACUGGACGGUCCUGCCAAGCUGGCUAAAGAGGCUUUCCUCCAGGGAAUCACCAAGGGACGCAGUGGACUUGGCUCCAUCUUUGUGUGGGCAUCGGGUAAUGGUGGCCGGGAGCAGGACAACUGCAACUGCGAUGGUUACACCAACAGCAUUUACACUCUGUCAAUCAGCAGCACCACGCAGUCCGGCAGCGUGCCUUGGUACAGCGAGCCCUGCUCAUCAACCCUCGCUACCACCUUCAGCUCUGGAAACCCAGGGGAGAAACAGAUAGUGACCACAGACCUGAGGCAAAAGUGCACAGACUCUCACACAGGGACGUCCGCCUCAGCUCCACUGGCUGCUGGGAUCAUCGCUCUGGCUCUGGAGGCAAACAUGAACCUGACCUGGAGGGACAUGCAGCACCUGGUUGUGAGAACGUCCCAGCCCGGGCGCCUCAGUGCUGGGGAUUGGAGGACCAAUGGAGUGGGGCGCAGAGUAAGUCACUCCUAUGGUUACGGUCUCCUGGAUGCAGGUGCGAUGGUGGCUAUGGCGCAGAACUGGACCACUUUGGGGCCACAGCAUCAGUGUGUUCACAGCAUGCUGACAGAACCAAGAGACAUUGGGAACAAACUGGUGUUCAGCAAGAGCGUGGAUGCCUGCUGGGGGCGACCAGAGUAUGUCAGCUCUCUGGAACAUGUUCAGGCUCGCCUCACUCUCUCCCACAACCAGAGAGGCAAAUUGGCCGUUCAUCUCAUCAGCCCGCUGGGCACACGCUCCACCCUGCUGUUCCCCAGGCCAAACGACUUCUCCUCAGAGGGAUUCAACGACUGGGCUUUUAUGACCACCCACUCCUGGGAUGAGGAUCCUCGAGGAGAAUGGACACUGGAAAUAGAGAACGCAUCUCCUAAUGGGCGUGAUUAUGGUAUGCUGAGUCAGUUCACCCUCAUCCUGUGGGGCACGGGACCCAGCAUCCUCAACCCCUCGGCGUCUGACUUCCCUAGACCGUCAAAUAACAGCUGCAAGACAUUUGACGCCCAGCAGAUCUGUAUCGAGUGCAGCCCGGGCUUCUCCCUCUUCCUGCAGGGUUGUGUGAAGAUGUGUCCGCCAGGCUUCACCUCAGGCCCACAGCUCCUCAACCUCUCCCUGGAGAACUGGGUGGACCUGUCCUCCGUCCAGGCCUGCCUGCCCUGCAACCCCGCCUGCCUCACCUGCUCUGACACGGGGCCUACAGACUGCCUGUCCUGCCCACCGCACAGCCACUUGGUCCUCACUUCCUGUCUGCACCAGAACCAGGUCCAGAGGAAAUCUCCACUACCUGGAGGACUUCAGGGUGACACAGCACAGCUAGAGGAGGAGCCCCUCUCAGCGGCAGACGACAGCGGAGACGCAGCAGAACCUCCGGGGCUCAGCAUCCCUCCGUCCACGCCACUGCCAGCCAUCGUGGCCGUGCUCAGCUGUGCCUUCAUCCUGGCCGCCUUCAUCGGGGUCUUCUUCUUGCUGCAGGUGCGCUCAGGUGGCGCUUCUUUGGGCUGGAGGACCAAACUGCCUUCUGUGUACCCUCAGACAAGGGGGGUGCGGGUGGGCUUUGGUUUUGGCUUCGGCCAAGGACAGGAGAGGAAGGCCCGGAUAUGUUACAGAGGGAUCCCCACUGUGUGGGGGGACGAGGACAUGAUCGCCUACCAGUCUGAAUCAGACAGCGAGGAGGUGGACGCUCACAGUGAGAGGACAGCUUUCAUCAAGACGCAGAGCUCGAUUUAACUGAUCCUGAAUCUGCUUGAUCACCUCAAGAGUUUAGAUCUGAGCGUGUGGAGGUGAUAUACGAAAGAGAAUCACACAGAAUCAGAAACACAGGCCUUAAUGUCCAUCUAAAAAGACGUUCAAAUAUGUCACAGAAUCAACCAUUUGCUUUUAUUUAUUUACAUGUCAUUAUUUAUCUUUAUUUUAUUUCAGAAGCAUUUUUAUGCAUCUUUAACUUAUUUUAAUUUUACGAUCUUCCUUCAAAGUUUUAUCUUAUUUGUUAAAUGGAUUUUCAGAAAUUUGUAACAUGCUCUUAAAGUGAAGGUCCUGUUUUUUAGAAAUAUUUUGGUUAAAAUCAAAAGCAGUGGGUAAGAUAUCCUGAUUUCUGACUAUACCCCAGGUAAAGGUCAACCUUGAAUCCUUCAUCUACUACAUCUUUCCUAAUAUGUACCCCAGUCUGAGAGAAAAACACUGCAAGAACUCAAAUCCAAGCAUAUUUAUUUGUCUGAUUUCUCAUCAAAAUCAUCUCAUUACACUUUUUUAAGCCACAUUCACUUGACAAGUCUAGAUAAACAUCUUAUUUAUAGACAUUACAAGCAAAAAAAAGGAUUUAAUUGCUUUUCAGAAGUGAAACAGGCUGCCACUGCAGCAAACAAAUUUACUUGUUACAUUUGCUGCAUCGGCAGCCAAUUUCACUCUUUACAAGCAAUCACUGCAGCAUUUUUCUGCUCAUAAUGUCUCAGAAUAAGAUGUUUAUCUGGACUUGUCAGGACAAUGUGGCUUAUAGUGAGCAUAAUGAGACAUUAUGUAGACAAAUAUACUUUUCAGGGCUUGAGUUUUGCAGCGAGAAUGUUUUGUCUCAGAAGCAAAUCAGAGCUUAAUAUGUUGACAUGUGAAACUUUGACGAUGCAUCGCUGACUGCUUGUCAAAUAUCCUUGGGCACAUUUUACAGCAGGUUAAGAAGUGAAAAUAUUCACUAUAAUAAGUGAGCUGAAGUUGAAGUGUAAAGUGAGUAAAGUGCAUCCCUUUCCAAAAUCCACAUUCGAUUUGACCCUCUUACAAACAUCAGUGCAGGAGGAGCUCUAAUAAACUGCGUUGUUCUCUUUUAUCAGAUUCCUGGCAGAUUUAAAGGCUAGGGGUUGUGAAGUUGGCACGCUGCUCAUUAAUAGUAAGAAAACUUUAAAUUGAAGAUUUCUGCAGCGUACUGGGACGGCAUAAUAAAACACCCCGCAGGCUGUUUGAUAAGGAGGGAGCUGUGGAGGAUGCUCACUUUUCAAUCAUAGCACAGCGGGGAUUGCUGCCGCAGCACUGACAUAUCAGAUAUAUCAGUCACAAAAUCUCAUUGACUUGUAGCGGGGUAGCUCUGUUUCCACGUCAGAUGAAAAAAUACUGAACCCAGAGCAGUUCGGUUGACCUUUACAGCAUUUUUCUUCUUGCUGGUAAGAAAAAAAGAUCAUUUUCUCUUCAUUUUCCCCCAAGGAGUAUUUAUUGAUUUUGGGGCUUCUCUCCCAGAACGUCUUCAUCAGGAUAAACCUCUUUCCCUUUUUAUUCUCAGCACCAUACAUUAAAAGACAAACACAGGCUUUAUUUCCCAUCUCCAGCAGUGUGGCCUCACAGCUGCACAUUCUGAAUCUAAAGAGCAGAAUGGUUACAGAGAUUAAUACCUGCAGAGAUCUUUUCUAUCUUUGUUUUAUAUCCUUUUUUAUUUAACUGACAGUGGAUGUGAAUAUUGUGGAGAUCAGUUUCAUGCUGGAAUAAAACAAAAACUGGCUGUUGCAUA